AACCCUUGUGACUGUCAGACAAACAGACCAAUCGUGUAGAAAAACCUUGAAGCUCCCGGUGUCCACGAUCGUGGGCUGGAGGCGGUUUCUUGUUGGUUGGGGCGUGUGUGUAUGUAGGUUUGGGGGACUGAGGGGGUCCACACGGGGGCGAAGCCGACCGACCAUGGCAGCAGCAGAGGAGGAUGACGGAGGCCCCGAAGGGCUAAAUCGCGAGCGGGGCGGGGCGGGCUCCACCUUCGAAUGCAAUAUAUGCCUGGAGACUGCUCGGGAAGCCGUGGUCAGUGUGUGUGGCCACCUAUAUUGUUGGCCGUGUCUUCAUCAGUGGUUGGAGACUCGGCCUGAUCGGCAAGAGUGCCCAGUAUGUAAGGCUGGGAUCAGCAGAGAAAAGGUCAUCCCUCUUUACGGGCGUGGGAGUCAGAAACCCCGGGAUCCCAGAUUGAAAACUCCACCCCGUCCCCAGGGCCAGCGUCCAGCUCCAGAGAGCAGAGGGGGAUUCCAGCCUUUUGGUGAUACUGGCGGCUUCCACUUUUCAUUUGGUGUUGGUGCUUUUCCCUUUGGUUUUUUCACCACUGUCUUCAACACCCACGAUCCAUUCCGUCGGGGUACAGGUGUGGAUCUGGGACAGGGUCACCCGGCUUCCAGCUGGCAAGACUCCCUCUUCCUGUUCCUUGCAAUCUUCUUCUUUUUCUGGCUGCUCAGUAUUUGAGCUGUGUCUACUUCUGCCCACCUCCAGCCAGAGGAGAAUCAGUAUUGGGGGUCCCUGUUGACCCAUCCUUACCCCUAGACCCUUCCCCUAGACCCUCCGUUCUGUCGGCUAAGGCCGCUCUCCAGGAAGGUGUGGAGAGGAGUGACAGUUGUGCAGAGGAUGAAAGACCCUUCUGCUCUGAACUGCUUCCUCACUAGGUGCAUGAUUUGCAGCAGUGCUAGAGGACAGGCCACAUCUCCUCCUUCCUGAUCCCUUGCCUUCCCCCAGAUUUCUUGAUCUGUUGUUGAAAGGUGGGCAGGGCUGGCUUGUUCUCCCCCACUUCCCCCCUUAUUGAUUUAAUUUAAUUUUCCCUUCCCAGUGUCUAAUAGGAAUUCUGCUUCCUUCCCUUAACUACCUCCUUGAUUACACAUUCAAUAAAUAAAGUGAAAUGUAUUGAUGGGAA
Molecule: messenger RNA, 1148 nt
Organism: Suncus etruscus (white-toothed pygmy shrew)
Lineage: Eukaryota; Metazoa; Chordata; Mammalia; Eulipotyphla; Soricidae
Gene: RNF5
Product: ring finger protein 5
Exons: 6
Coding region: 164-706 (180 amino acids)
Biological process (GO): ubiquitin-dependent protein catabolic process
Cellular component (GO): endoplasmic reticulum
Molecular function (GO): ubiquitin-like protein conjugating enzyme binding; ubiquitin protein ligase activity
Source: RefSeq, a predicted model, not a curated record